CCUAUCCCUCCGACUGCGUGUCCUCAUCGCUCAGCAACAACCCCGUCGACGACCGACAAGAAACACACCAGACAGUCACAAUGGCCGUCACCGAGCUCUGCCCCGUUUACGCCCCGUUCUUCGGCGCUAUGGGCUGCACAUCCGCCAUCGUUUUCACCUGCUUUGGCGCUGCCUAUGGCACUGCCAAAGCUGGUGUGGGUGUCUCGGCCAUGGGUGUCCUGCGUCCCGAUCUUAUUGUCAAGAACAUCAUUCCCGUUGUCAUGGCUGGUAUCAUCGGUAUCUACGGCUUGGUCGUCUCCGUGUUGAUCUCGAACGAUCUUUCGCAGACGUCGUCACUGUUCACCAACUUCAUCCAAUUAGGUGCUGGGCUCUCCGUCGGUCUUGCGGGUAUGGCUGCAGGCUUUGCCAUUGGAAUCGUUGGUGAUGCUGGUGUCCGUGGUACUGCGCAACAACCCAGGCUGUUCGUCGGAAUGAUUCUCAUUCUCAUCUUCGCUGAAGUCUUGGGUCUGUACGGUCUCAUCGUUGCCCUUCUCAUGAACUCGAAGGGCAGUUCCUCCACGUGCUAGAUGUGUCACUCGAACGACAAUCACAGCAAUGCCAAGCUUCCUGUGAUCGGAACAUAUGGCUUCGAUAUCCAUAUAUUUCACGCGUUCUGUCUUCGCAAAUCUUUUGGAUCAGUCUUUGCAUGGCGCUGUGGGCGACAUGUUGUAAGUCUAAAUUUGGUGUCUUGAGGCAUGACCCCGGACCGGGCACGCACGGCAUGGGCAGAGGGUUGGUAUGAGUUGUGCGCGCGGACCAAGGUUGAGAGGAACCCAAGAAAGUAGAUAAUGGACACACGUACUCGGUGGGCGAAACUGCAGAUCCAUUUCAGGCCAUUGUACUUUAGGGUAAAGCUUCUCAUCUUCUGCUAACAACGGAUAUGCAUUUUCAUACUCUAUAAGCGCAAAGUACUGUCUCCAGUUCGAGAAGUCUCUGCGUUAAUUUCAGCUGCAUUGUCUAUAGAGGUCAUUUGAGCAUGACGAUGA
Molecule: messenger RNA, 1025 nt
Organism: Westerdykella ornata
Lineage: Eukaryota; Fungi; Ascomycota; Dothideomycetes; Pleosporales; Sporormiaceae
Product: vacuolar ATP synthase 16 kDa proteolipid subunit
Exons: 5
Coding region: 81-566 (161 amino acids)
Biological process (GO): proton transmembrane transport
Cellular component (GO): proton-transporting V-type ATPase, V0 domain
Molecular function (GO): proton-transporting ATPase activity, rotational mechanism
Source: RefSeq, a predicted model, not a curated record